UUUUCAGUGGUUACUCGGUCUUGUAAUCAUCAACAUCCCGGAACCAUGAAGAUUUUCUGUUUAAUCCUGGGUUGCUUGUUUUAUUCGGUCCAAAGCCAGCUUGAUUUUUCUCGUAGGGGAAUAAAAACUGUAAGAAAUGUUACGAGUCCUGUUCAAGGACUACCGGGAGUAGCAAAUUUGGAACAAUUGGAGAAGGUGUUUUUACAAGACUGGCUUGAUUUCGGGACAAAAUUCAACAAAAAGUACAGCCCUAACGAGACAUCCUAUCGCAUGGCCAACUUCAUUCAAAACACACAUACCAUCAUAAAACUAACUUCUGAUGGCGUCCUUAACUUCGGAUUGAAGAUGAACGAAUUCGGGGAUAUGCUUUUCGACGAGUUCAACAAGGUGCUCAACGGCUUCAAUAGAAACGGCCAACUGCGACGUCUCUCACUGUCUUCUAAGGCGGGAACUUUUCUGCCCGAACCUGGAGAAUCCAUCCCGGAAAGCGUGGACUGGAGGGAGAAGGGGGCCGUUAGCCCUGUGAAGAACCAACAUCAGUGUCAAGCAUGCUGGGCUUUUUCAGUGGCUGGUUGUGUGGAAGGCCAGAUCGCCAGGAAGACAGGAAAAUUGGAGGAAGUCAGCAUUCAGCAUCUGAUAGACUGUGCUACCGGCCGAUAUGGCAAUGAAGGAUGUCGCGGAGGCUUCACCGAAGCUGGUUUUGAUUUCGUUCAGGACAAUGGAGUCAACAGCUAUUCGGAAUACCCAUACGAGGCAGUUGAUGAUGCCUGUAGGCCCAAGAAUAAUACAAUUAUUAAAACACAAAGUUACAUCAGAAUUCCGAAAGGCGAUGAAGAGGCCUUGGCCCAGGCUCUGGCCAAGUUUGGACCCAUAUCCACCGCCAUCCAUGUUACCGAAAAUUUCCAAUUCUACGGUGAUAAAAUCUUCGACGACCCAAAGUGUGGUAACACACCCGACGACCUAAACCACGCUGUACUCAUAGUUGGCUAUGGACAGGAGGCCGACGGCAGGAAAUUCUGGCUGGUGAAGAACUCCUACGGGACAACCUGGGGGUUGGAUGGGUACUUCAAGGUAGCUAAAGACGAAGGGAAUAAAUGUGGAAUCGCCACCUAUGCUAGCUUUCCGAGGGUUUUUCCCGAGCAAUUUGAUUGGAGGGACAAAGGUCUCGUUACGAAAGUAAAAGACCAAUUGAGCUGCGAUGGCAGUUUUUACUUUGCCGCUCUUGAUGUCAUUGCAAGUCACCAUUACCUGAAGACUGGUGAAACUUUAGAUUUAAGUGAACAAUACGUUUUGGAUUGUUCUCUUGGUUUCAACAAUGGAUGCAAUGGUGGAGGACUUUUAAACUCUAUAGAUUUUGUUAGGAUGAGAGGUGUUGUACUGGAAGAAGAUUAUCCCUACUCAGGCACUGCAGGAACUUGCAAAAUUAACAGUUCCCAUAGCCUUUUCAGAACAAUAGGUUACGUAAUAUUGGCUAGAGACGAAGAGGUGAUCAAAACUGUGGUUGGUACAAUUGGGCCGGUGGGAGUGACUUUUAAAGGACAAAGUUUGGACUCUUAUUCUGGUGGAAUAUACAAUGAUCCCGACUGUCAGUUAGGUCAGUCAUACUCUGGUGUUAUUGUUGGGUAUGGUACUUCCGAUGAAGGAGAAGACUAUUGGACUGUGAAGAUGUCUUACGGCGCGAGUUGGGGUGAAGAAGGUUUCAUGAGACUUGAAUUCACUGCUAUGAGGAUAUUUAUAGUUUUCAUCUGUACCAUUUUGGUAGUAAAGGGUACUUCUAUCGAGGAGCAGUGGCAAUCAUUUAAGGAUAACGUUGGAAAGCACUAUAGAAGCCGGUUGGAAGAAUCCACUCGCUUCCAGAUAUUCAAAGAUAAUGUUUACAAAAUUGAAGAACACAAUCGGAGGUUUGCCCGUGGGGAGGUGUCCUACAAACUAGCUGUGAAUAAAUUCGCUGACUUGACGGAAGAGGAGUUCAAAGCCAGAUUGAACCCACGACCAGCCGUAGAAAUUGCUCACCCAACACCGGUUUUUGGUAAUUUUGAUGAUACCGAUGUUCCAGAUGAGCUAGAUUGGAGGGACAAAGGGGCAGUCACGGGUGUUAAAGACCAAGGAAAUUGCGGAGGAUGUUGGGCAUUUGGUGCAACUGGUGUUUUGGAAGGCCAAUACUUCCUGAAAACUGGCAAAUUAGAGAGUUUUAGUGAACAAUUCUUAAUAGAUUGCUCUAUGAUGAACAACGGAUGCUCUGGAGGUUGGACACUUAACGCAUAUCGUAGUGUUAGAGAUAUUGGAAUGGUAACCGAUAAAAGCUAUCCGUAUGAAGCAGCAGACAAAGCGUGUAGAGCUAACGGUACAUUUUUUAAGGAUAUAGGCAUCGUUACCAUCCCCCAGGAUGAAAAUGCUAUAAAAGCCGCUGUUGCAAAGAUCGGUCCAGUCUCAGUAUCUAUAGAUGCCAGUUACUUGUACCUCUAUGGAGGAGGAGUGUUUGACAACGAUAGGUGCAGUACUACUUUUACCAACCAUGUGGUGCUCAUAGUUGGUUAUGGCACUACUUCAGAUGGUAUUGACUAUUGGGAGGUGAAAAACUCCUGGGGUGCUGACUGGGGGGUUGAAGGCUACGUCAAAAUGUCUCGCAACAAAAAUAGUCAGUGUGCCAUCGCCUCUGGCGCUGAUUAUGUAGUCAUAUAGGAAAUCACCGGAUACAAAUUUUGUGAAAGAUCGACUGCUUAAAUAAAUUUGAAAUGUGUA
Messenger RNA from Anoplophora glabripennis (Asian longhorned beetle), 2742 nucleotides. RefSeq lists its product as uncharacterized. Gene Ontology annotation, cellular component: lysosome. The record is from RefSeq and is a predicted model, not a curated record. Gene Ontology annotation, biological process: immune response. Lineage: Eukaryota; Metazoa; Arthropoda; Insecta; Coleoptera; Cerambycidae. Gene Ontology annotation, molecular function: cysteine-type endopeptidase activity. The transcript is spliced from 12 exons. The coding region runs from base 46 to 2682 and encodes 878 amino acids.